Anopheles stephensi (Asian malaria mosquito) is the source of this 8907-nucleotide messenger RNA. RefSeq names its product acetyl-CoA carboxylase (gene ACC). Gene Ontology annotation, biological process: fatty acid biosynthetic process. The record is from RefSeq and is a predicted model, not a curated record. The transcript is spliced from 11 exons. Lineage: Eukaryota; Metazoa; Arthropoda; Insecta; Diptera; Culicidae. Gene Ontology annotation, molecular function: acetyl-CoA carboxylase activity; metal ion binding; ATP binding. The coding region runs from base 367 to 7650 and encodes 2427 amino acids.
CCUCAACUGCAAAGUACGGUUUUCACUCCUCUCGUCUGGUCGUGUGCUGCAACGGGAACCACGGAUGGAAAUGAGGCUUUUCUAGCCCAGAGAGCUGAGCCAGUACUGUCGUCGUGUCUGUGUCCACAGUAUUACGCACCGCCGUCCGGCGUGCAGGCGUCCCGUCAUUAGAUCGGAAAAGUGCUGCAAGUUUUCCCCGGGUCGAGCCGUGAAAAGUAAAAAAAAAACGCCGAACCGUCGGACAGCCAACGUGUGACGGAAAAAUCACGCAAGGAAGCCUAGGAAAAUCGAUUACCCAAGAGAAGAAGCAGGCUUCCCGGUGAAGCUGCUGUUAACUCGAUAGGCGCCGCGCCAGCACUCGGAAAUAUGGAAAAUGGUGAUAAUACUGCGGACGGCUGCGACACGGAACCACCCAUCGGAGUCACAACGCUGACGAACGGAAAUUCUACCGCCGAAGAUCAGCAGGCAACAGUUGGCGAGGCAGUCGAUCAACUCACCAGCCAGCUCAAGCAGGUGUCCUUUUCUAAUGCUAACUUCCUGUACGAUCGGCCCCAACCCCGACGCCCGCAGUCAAAGCAGAAACGCUUGAAUCGUCCACAAGACAAACCGUGCUUCGUAAACGGUCAGCAGGAACAGCGCCCAGCGAACGCGCCCGUCGACACGAACGAUAACCAUAUCAAGAUGGAUGCUGCUGGUGAACCGGCGGGACCGGUGGUCCCAACGAGCGAUGAAAACAGUUCGCUGGGCCAGGAGCGGGCCAGCUUCAUCGUAGGCGAGGAGGAUAGCCAGCUGGACGACGAGCUCGAGGCAAACGAUGCAUUCCCGCAGACGAUGGAGAACGGUAGUGGGCUGCGUAGCAGUUCCUCGUACGAGAUGAACCUGACCGAAAAACGGCGCCGUUUAAGGCCCAGUAUGUCCCACGGCACGGGACUGGGACUGCAGCGUGGCCAGGAACGUGACUUUGUACUAUCGACGACGGAGGAGUUUGUGAACAAAUUCAACGGUACGCGGGUGAUUAACAAGGUGCUCAUCGCAAACAAUGGUAUCGCGGCGGUGAAGUGUAUGCGAUCGAUCCGUCGCUGGUCGUACGAGAUGUUUAAGAACGAGCGCGCGGUACGCUUCGUCGUGAUGGUAACGCCGGAAGAUCUGAAGGCAAACGCCGAGUACAUAAAGAUGGCCGACCAUUACGUGCCGGUGCCGGGCGGCUCGAACAACAACAACUACGCCAACGUCGAGCUGAUUGUGGACAUUGCGCUCCGGACGCAGGUGCAGGCGGUUUGGGCUGGUUGGGGUCACGCGUCGGAGAAUCCCAAACUGCCGGAGCUGCUGCACAAGAAGGGGCUGGUGUUUCUUGGUCCACCGGAGCGGGCGAUGUGGGCGCUUGGGGAUAAGGUUGCAUCCUCGAUCGUGGCGCAAACGGCCGAAAUUCCCACCCUGCCGUGGUCCGGCUCGGAGCUGAAAGCUCAGUACAGUGGCAAGAAGAUCAAGAUUUCCAGCGAACUGUUUGCGCGUGGUUGCGUGACCACCUCCGAGCAGGGUUUGGUGGCGGCGGCAAAGAUCAAUUUUCCGGUCAUGAUCAAAGCGUCCGAAGGUGGUGGCGGCAAGGGCAUCCGGCGGGUGGAUACACCGGAAGAGUUUCCGGCACUGUUCCGGCAGGUACAGGCCGAGGUGCCCGGGUCACCGAUUUUCGUGAUGAAGCUGGCACGUGGUGCACGCCAUCUGGAGGUGCAGCUGCUGGCCGAUCAGUACGGCAAUGCGAUCAGUUUGUUUGGGCGCGAUUGCUCGAUCCAGCGACGCCAUCAGAAGAUUAUCGAAGAGGCGCCGGCCGUUAUUGCCGAUCCGGCUGUGUUCGAGGAAAUGGAAAAGGCGGCGGUACGGUUGGCGAAAAUGGUCGGUUACGUGAGCGCCGGUACGGUGGAGUAUCUGUACGACUCGGAAGGCAAAUAUUUCUUCCUCGAGCUGAACCCUCGCUUGCAGGUGGAGCAUCCGUGUACGGAGAUGGUGGCGGACGUGAAUCUGCCCGCCUGUCAGCUUCAGAUCGGAAUGGGCAUUCCGCUGUACCGCAUCAAGGACAUCCGGCUGCUGUACGGCGAAAAUCCGUGGGGCAGCACGGUGAUAGACUUUGACAAUCCGACGCAAAAACCACGCCCCUGGGGCCAUGUGAUCGCAGCCCGCAUCACGUCGGAAAAUCCGGACGAAGGCUUCAAGCCAAGCUCGGGUACGGUGCAGGAGUUGAACUUCCGCUCGAGCAAGAACGUUUGGGGAUACUUCAGUGUGGCCGCGUCCGGUGGGCUGCACGAGUUUGCCGACUCACAGUUCGGGCACUGCUUCUCGUGGGGUGAAAAUCGUCAGCAGGCUCGCGAAAAUCUCGUGAUCGCGCUGAAGGAACUUUCCAUUCGGGGUGACUUCCGGACGACGGUGGAGUACCUGAUCACGCUGCUCGAAACGAACAGCUUCCUGGACAACACGAUCGACACGGCCUGGCUGGAUGCGCUGAUCGCCGAACGGGUGCAAUCGGACAAGCCGGACAUUAUACUCGGUGUGGUGUGCGGUGCGCUGCACAUUGCCGACCGCAAGGUAACGGAUGCGUUUGCGAGCUUCAAAGGCUCGAUGGAGAAGGGCCAAAUUCAGGCGGCAAACACGCUCACGAACGUCGUCGACGUGGAGCUUAUUGCGGAGGGCGUCCGGUACAAGGUGCAGGCCGCUAAGAGUGGCCCGAACACGUACUUCCUCGUUAUGAACGGGUCCUUUAAGGAGGUGGAAGUGCAUCGACUGUCGGAUGGGGGCAUGCUGCUGUCGCUCGAGGGUUCCAGCUACACGACGUACAUGAAGGAAGAGGUCGACCGGUACCGUAUCGUUAUCGGCAACCAGACCUGCGUGUUCGAGAAGGAGAAUGAUCCGUCGCUGUUGCGCUCGCCGUCCGCUGGCAAGGUCAUCAGCCUGCUGGUGGAGGACGGUGCGCACGUUUCCAAGGGUCAAGCGUUUGCCGAAAUAGAGGUCAUGAAGAUGGUCAUGACGUUGAAGGCGAACGAGGCAGGCACGGUCACGUUUUUGCGCCGUCCGGGUGCUGUGCUGGAUGCGGGCACCCUGAUCGGUCACCUCGAGCUGGACGAUCCGUCGCUGGUCACGAAAGCCCAACCGUACAAGAAUCCGUGGCCGAUCAGCGAAAACGUGCAGAUACCGGAAAAGCUGAACCGCAUCCAUUCGAGCUACAAGACCAUUUUGGAAAACACGCUGGCCGGUUACUGUCUGCCGGAUCCGUACAAUGCGCCCCGCUUGCGGGAGAUUAUCGAGAAGUUUAUGCUAAGCUUGCGCGAUCCGUCACUGCCAUUGCUCGAGCUGCAGGAGGUGAUUGCCUCGAUCUCGGGCCGCAUUCCGCUGUCGGUGGAGAAGAAGAUUCGCAAGAUGAUGCAGCUGUACGAGCGCAACAUUACCAGCGUGCUGGCCCAGUUCCCGUCGCAGAUGAUCGCAAGCGUGAUCGAUAGCCACGCGGCCACGCUGCAGAAGCGUGCCGAUCGUGACGUGUUCUUCCUGACGACGCAAGGCAUCGUACAGCUGGUGCAGCGCUAUCGCAACGGUAUCCGGGGACGCAUGAAGGCGGCCGUGCACGAGUUACUGAAGCAAUAUUAUGCGGUUGAAUCGCAGUUCCAGCAUGGGCACUAUGACAAGUGUGUGGCGGCUAUUCGCGAGAAGCAUAAGGACGAUAUGGACGUGGUGGUCGGGACGAUCUUUUCACACAGCCAGGUAGCGAAGAAGAACCUGCUGGUAACGUUGCUGAUCGACCAUCUGUGGGCGAACGAGCCGGGUCUGACGGACGAGCUGGCGGCGACGCUCAGCGAGCUGACAUCGCUGAACCGGGCGGAACAUUCGCGGGUGGCGUUGCGCGCCCGGCAGGUGUUGAUCGCUGCCCAUCAGCCGGCGUACGAGCUGCGCCACAAUCAGAUGGAAUCGAUCUUCCUGUCCGCCGUCGACAUGUACGGACACGACUUCCAUCCGGAGAAUCUGCAGCGCUUGAUCCAGUCGGAAACGUCCAUCUUUGAUAUUCUGCACGAUUUCUUCUACCACUCGAACCGGGCGGUGUGCAAUGCGGCGCUGGAGGUGUACGUGCGCCGUGCUUACACCUCGUACGAGCUGACCUGCCUGCAGCAUCUGGAGCUAUCCGGGGAGGUACCGCUGGUGCACUUUCAAUUCCUACUGCCUACAGCACAUCCAAAUCGAUACAAUUCGGAAGGAAACGAUCCCGACGCUAUUCCGGAUUCGUUCAUGCGCACCGGUUGCAUGGCAGCGUUCGAUUCGUUCGAGCACUUUAAUCAAUAUUCGGAUGAAAUUCUGGACCUACUGGAGGACUAUGCGUCCCCAGUGUUUGUCAAUCCGAAAGUGCUGGAAGCGGUGGAGGGAGCCGAUUCGGAUCGUAGGAUGAGCACCUCGAUCAACGUUUCUAUCUCCGAUCAGGUGAACCGUGUCGUCGAGAACGAAAAUGCCGCACCUCGACCAUCGGAAGCGAUCCACAUCCUGAGCAUUGCUGUGCGGGACAUGGGCGACAUGGAUGAUCAUCAGAUGGAGCUAGUGUUUGGCUCGUUCUGCAAUCAACAUCGUGAGGAGCUGCUGAGCCGUCGCGUGAGACGAAUUACGUUCGCCGCGUUGAAGAAGCGACAGUUCCCGAAGUUCUUCACCUACCGUGCGCGGGACCAGUUCGAGGAGGACCGUAUCUAUCGCCAUCUCGAGCCAGCCUGUGCCUUCCAGCUCGAGUUGAAUCGUAUGAAAACGUACGAUCUGGAAGCACUGCCAACCGCAAACCAAAAGAUGCAUCUCUACCUCGGCCGGGCCAAGGUACCGAAGGGUCAGGAGGUGACGGACUUCCGGUUCUUCAUCCGUUCCAUCAUUCGCCAUUCGGAUCUGAUUACGAAGGAAGCUUCGUUCGAAUACCUACAAAACGAAGGUGAACGGGUGCUGCUGGAAGCGAUGGACGAGCUGGAGGUGGCUUUCUCCCAUCCGCAAGCCAAGCGCACGGACUGUAACCACAUCUUCCUCAACUUUGUGCCGACCGUCAUCAUGGAUCCGGCAAAGAUCGAGGAGUCCGUUACGAAGAUGGUAAUGCGGUACGGACCGCGGCUGUGGAAGUUGCGUGUGCUGCAGGCGGAGCUGAAGAUGGUUAUUCGUCAAACGCCCCAAUCGCCGACCACCUCCGUGCGGUUGUGCAUUGCGAACGAUUCGGGCUACUUCCUCGACAUCGCUAUGUACACCGAAGUGACGGAUCCGGAAACGCACGUUAUUAAAUUCCAAGCGUAUGGAAACAGGCAGGGCCCACUGCACGGCCUCCCGAUAUCGUCUCCGUACAUGACCAAAGAUUUCCUGCAGCAGAAACGCUUCCAGGCGCAAUCGAAUGGAACGACGUACGUGUACGACAUACCGGACAUGUUCCGGCAGAUGACGGAACGGCUGUGGAAGGAGUUUUCCAAAGCACGCCCGACCGAGGACAUACGCAUCCCGGAGAAGAUUCUGCUCGAGUGCAACGAGCUGGUGCUGAACGGCGAUACGCUCGAGGAGAUCCAGCGGCUGCCGGGCGAGAACAAUGUCGGUAUGGUGGCGUGGCGUAUCGUGCUGGCGACGCCGGAGUUUGCGACCGGUCGUGAGAUUAUCGUGAUUGCCAACGAUCUGACGUACCUGAUCGGUUCGUUCGGCCCCCAGGAGGAUCUGUUGUUCUGCAAGGCGUCGGAACUGUCCCGGCAGCGCAAGUGUCCCCGCAUCUACAUCUCGGUCAACAGUGGCGCCCGCAUUGGGCUGGCGGAAGAGGUGAAAUCACUGUUCAAGGUCGCGUGGGAAGAUCCGGAGGAGCCGGAGAAGGGCUUCAAGUACCUGUACCUCACGACGGAAGACUACAGCAAGAUAGCGAACAGCAACUCGGUCCGGGCGAUCCUGAUCGAGGAUGAGGGUGAACCGCGGUACAAGAUUACGGACAUUAUCGGCAAAACGGACGGGCUCGGGGUGGAGAACCUGCGGUACGCGGGUAUGAUCGCCGGCGAGACGUCCCGCGCGUACGAGGAUGUGGUCACCAUCUCGAUGGUGACGUGCCGCACGAUCGGCAUCGGAUCGUACCUCGUGCGGCUCGGGCAGCGUGUGAUUCAGAUCGAGAAUUCGCACAUCAUCCUGACCGGCUUUGCCGCGCUGAACAAACUGCUCGGCCGCAAGGUGUACGCCUCGAACAAUCAGCUCGGUGGCAUACAGAUCAUGCACAACAACGGUGUCACGCACAAGACGGAAGCGCUCGAUCUGGACGGCGUGUACAGGAUACUGCACUGGCUGUCCUACAUUCCGAAUGCGCGCGGCGGCACCCUGCCGAUCGUGUCGCCAAGCGAUCCGAUCGAUCGGAUGAUCGAUUUCACCCCGACCAAGGCACCGUACGAUCCGCGCUGGAUGCUAGCCGGCCGGUACAAUCCUUCCAACCCGUCCGACUGGGAGACGGGCUUCUUCGAUCGCGGCACGUUCGAGGAAAUUAUGGAACCGUGGGCCCAGACGGUGGUGGCGGGGCGGGCCAAGCUGGGCGGCAUUCCGGUCGGUGUGAUUGCGGUCGAGACGCGCACGGUCGAGGUGACGAUACCGGCCGAUCCGGCCAACCUGGACUCGGAAGCGAAAACAUUCCAGCAAGCGGGGCAGGUUUGGUUCCCCGAUUCGUCCUUCAAGACGGCCCAGGCGAUAAAGGACUUUGGGCGGGAGGAGCUACCGCUGAUCAUCCUUGCCAAUUGGCGUGGUUUCUCCGGUGGACAGAAAGAUAUGUACGAGCAGAUUGUAAAGUUCGGUGCGUACAUUGUGGAUGGGCUGCGAGAGUACAAGCAGCCAGUCAUUGUCUACCUGCCACCGAAUGCCGAGCUUCGGGGUGGUGCCUGGGCCGUGCUGGAUCCUACCAUCAACCCACGGUACAUGGAAACGUACGCCGAUCCGGAAUCGCGUGCCGGUGUGCUGGAACCGGAAGGUAUCGUGGAGGUGAAAUACAAAGAGAAGGACAUCGUGAAAACUAUUCAACGCCUGGAUGCAACAGUGGUGGAUCUUAAGAACCAAUUAACCGCGGCGGGCGAAAACAAGGAGCUGGUCACGGAGUUGGAGAACAAAAUCAAGGCACGAACGAACGCGCUGCUACAAAACUAUCACCCGGUGGCGGUACACUUUGCCGACCUGCAUGACACACCCGAGCGUAUGCUGGAAAAGGGCUGCAUUAGCGAGAUUGUACCGUGGCGUAAUUCGCGCAACUGGAUCUACUGGCGGUUGCGCCGUUUGCUGCUGGAGGAACACUUCAUUAAGCAGAUUUUCGAAGCGCAGGAUGAUCUGUCGGUCGGGCAGGCAAAGUCGAUGCUGCGCAGAUGGUUCGUGGAGGAUAAGGGAGCGACGGAGGGAUACCUAUGGGAGACAAACGAGUCGGCAGUGGAGUGGUUGGAGAAUCAGAAGCGAUCCGAUUCCACCGUGUCCCGCAAUAUUUACUCAGUGAAACGUAGCGCAAUAAUCUCGCGGAUUCGUCAGUCAUUAAAUGACUUCCCGGAAGCAACGCUGGAUGCGGUGGUUGGGCUCUGCGAGAAGCUGUCGCCCGCACAACGGGGCGAGGUGGUCAAAACGCUCGCCCAGCUAACGGACAGCAACGAGCACACAAGCCUCGGAUGACAACGUUACAGCUUUACAUAACGGAAACGCUCCAAACGGAAGCGCUAAGCGUUAGCAACACGAAUACACAAGACAAACAAACACACACAUACACUGUAGAGCUAUUAAAUAAUUUAGUGUCGAGUGGCAGUAAUGCAAAAACUCUGGGGUAAAAACACAUUAGCGAUGAGCUAGAUGAUAAGACAGAGAGAGAGCAAGGGGGAGAGAAAACGGAACAAAUAUAUAAAAAACACACACACAUUUAAAGCGUGGAAAAUGGAUACCGCGAGGAAAAGUUGGGAUUCCGUUCCGGAUCGCGAGUGCGCGAUCACUUUAUCACCGGGGGCGGCUUUGCCUAGAAGGUGGGCGGAGGAUUAACCACCCUUUUUUUCUCUCGAUAGCGGCAGCGAUCGCGAAGAAACUUUAGCCUAAAAGAAGCCGAAUGGUUUUUGGGAUUCAUCAUCAUCAUGAAGCCACGCGCGCACAUCCAAUGCUGACGAGUUCAUUCAAAAAUUGCGAAGAAUUCAUCCAUUCGUGCACGAAGGAAGCGUGCAUAAACACUUCACACACUAUUUAAUUAAAACUCAAGUUAACGCUCACACUACACAACACACUCACACCGUACAACACACGCAAAACAAAUGUUCACGUUGGAAGGGGGUCGAAAACGCGAAUUAAAAAAAACACACACACAUACGGAAAGACGGAAAAAACACACAUUUAAAUAUAGUGAAAAAUGUAUGUAGCAAGGAUACAGAAAAAGAACGGGCCACACCUCAAAGCACACAUACACGCAUACAUUAAAAAUAUGGGAAAUACUUAAGGUUCUUAGACUACUGUACUAAGCCCGUACGGUUCUGUACGUUCGUUGUUGCAAGGAACGAUUUAGCUCGAGAUUAGUUGUUAGGACUGUUAGGAUUCGUAAUGUGGAUAGGUUUUCUUGUUUUUUUUUUAAUUUGCCUCCUUUCUCCCUUUUUUUUGUAAUAUUUGCUAAGUUUUGUCAAAUACUUCUUUUUUCUCCCUCGUUCGAUUCGCCUUUCAUUAUUCGUACUAUGUACACUUAUUAUCGGAAUUCCGUCGCUGCUCUGGUUAGUAAGUUGCGUAUACUUGAAGAUUUACAUGUAUAAGAGAUAGUGGAGGGGCGAGGGGGGGGGGCGUUUCUUCUUCUUAGCUACCGAGAUUUACAUUACAUCUCAUCGCUGGAUUCGGUUUCCUUCAGGGCAAAGGCUGCAAAAUGAUGGCUUCAGAAUAAAAUUGUUCAACAAGAGUAUGAUUUAA